Molecule: messenger RNA, 2799 nt
Organism: Vicugna pacos (alpaca)
Lineage: Eukaryota; Metazoa; Chordata; Mammalia; Artiodactyla; Camelidae
Source: RefSeq, a predicted model, not a curated record
AUGUGCCAGCAGCAGACAUCUUUGCGAUUAGAAACCGGGUUACCCAACGCCAGAAACUGGGAGUGGAACAUCCCUGGCAGCGUCUCUCACCGUGUGGUCCUCACCAGCAGCAUCAGCCUCAUCUGGAACCUUGCUCCUCUUUGCCUCAACUGCUCCAUCCUCCCUGGAAACAGGUCCCUGGGUGCAAAGAGCCUGGUGCCCUGCAAUGGCAGCAGGGCCUUGGAGUCCUUUGACCCUGAGGACUUAAACCUGACUGAUGAGGAGCUCAAGUUCAAGUACCUGGGGCCCCAGCAGAUGGAGCUGUUCCUACCCAUCUGUGUCACAUACCUGUUGAUCUUUGUGGUGGGUGCUGUGGGCAACGGGCUGACCUGCACUGUCAUCCUGCGCCAUAGGGCCAUGCGCACGCCCACCAACUACUACCUCUUCAGCCUGGCCGUGUCGGACCUGCUGGUGCUGCUCCUGGGCCUGCCCCUGGAGCUCUACGAGAUGUGGCGCAACUACCCGUUCCUGCUGGGAACCGGCGGCUGCUACUUCCGCACGCUGCUCUUCGAGACGGUCUGCCUGGCCUCGGUGCUCAACGUCACUGCCCUGAGCGUGGAGCGCUACGUGGCCGUAGUGCACCCGCUGCAGGCCAGGUCCGUGGUGACGCACUCCCACGUGCGCCGCGUGCUCGGGACCAUCUGGAGCCUCGCGGUGCUCUGCUCUCUGCCCAACACCAGCCUGCAUGGCAUCCAGCAGCUGAAUAUCCCCUGCCGGGGCACAGUGCCUGGCUCGGCCGUGUGCACUUUGGUCCGCCCAAGAGCCAUCUACAAUCUGGUCGUGCAGACCACCGCGCUGCUCUUCUUCUGCCUGCCCAUGGCCACCAUCAGCGUGCUCUACCUGCUCAUCGGGCUGCGGUUGCGGCGUGAGAGGCUGCUGCUGCUCAGGCAGGAGUCCAACGGCAGAGCCAGGACCAGGGACAGCCGCAGGCUCCAGCGGCUGCCGAAUAGGGGUCGGACACAGGUGACCAAGAUGCUGUUUGUGCUGGUCGUAGUGUUUGGGAUCUGCUGGGCCCCGUUCCACAUCGACCGCCUCAUGUGGAGCUUCGUGUCCCGCUGGACCGAGGGCCUGCACCUGGCCUUCCAGUACGUGCACGUCGUCUCCGGCAUCUUCUUCUACCUCGGCUCGGCCGCCAACCCCGUGCUCUACAGCCUCAUGUCCAGCCGCUUCCGCGACACCUUCUGGGAAGCCCUGCGCCUGGGGGCCUGCUACCACCGCCACAGACCCUGCCACAGCUUCCACAGCCUCAGCAGGGUGACCACAGGCAGCACCCUGUGUGACACGGGCUCCCUGGGCAACAGAGCCCAUCCUCUGGCUGAGAACGGUGGCCCAGGGGGGCAGCAAGAGACUGACCCCUUCUAAGUGGAGCCUCGAGGCAGCUUCACCCCAGGGUGCCGGAGCGCCAUGCCCAGCUUUGGGGGCCACAUGUGCCUCCUCUGCAGGGAUGUCUUCAUGGCCUAUCCCCUUUGUACCUUGUCCCCAUUUCAGCCUAGAAACUUGGGCCAUCACCUCAGUGACCCCUGCCCCACCCAAGUAUCAGAAGGAAUUUAAGGUCUUUAAGGGUCUGCCCUCCAGAUCCCCAGGCCCCCAGUUACAGGCCCACCCCUGUAGGGACAUCACAGUUGGUUAACUGGGCACAGCGACUCCAUCUGGGGACUCCCCUCCCACUACAGUACCUGAAGUGUUUCCACGUGGCCCAAUCUUUCCUUGCCAUUUCUCCCUGAGCUUCUGCAGGUUCUGGCCCAUUCCAUGCCUCUCUAGCUCUUGGCCUGCACCUGGGGCCCUCCUCUGCCCUGACCCUUCCCUGGCUCCCAGUUGGCUCGUUCUGCUCUGGGAUCUCCACCUGGUAGAGUCACUAGGUGGCAGGUAUAGCAGGGAUCCAGGGAACCUGGUUCCAAUCUCAGCCCUGCUGCCAACACUGUGCCCUGUGGCAUCAAGGAAGUCACCUCACCUUAUAAACCUUGGUCCCUUGUUUGCAAAAUGAAAGGGGCCCUGACAUUCUACAGUGUCUCCCUUUGACACCUUAGCUGUGGUUUUCUGUGUGUGUGUGCAGAAGUCACAGCUUGUAACAAAAGAGAUACCCUCAGAUUAACAAGGUGGAAAUUUUAGGAAAUCUUAAGGUCCUCACCAACCCCCAACCCUUACUCCCUCCCUGACCCCCGCAUGCUCCCCACCCCACCCCCUUGAGAGCCACUUGUCCUAGGGCAGAGGGACUGCAUGUGAGCAGAGGUCCCUGCCUGCCUCUGGACUCAUCUCCUCACAGGCUGGCUUGGGGGUCUGAGGUGAGCAGAGCAUUGGGACCGACUGGCCAGAGACUCUGGGGGCAAGAGACAUGGGCAAACCAAGGGCAAAGAGUGACCCUGUGAGGACUGCUUGGGGCUCAGUGAGGUGAAAAGAGAGACUGGACAAGUAUGUCCUGAAACAAAGCCCCAUUCCCAGUCCCCGUGGGCGACCUGGUGCUCAGUAAGGACUCAGUUGAUGGACGGAACUUGUCUCGCUGCAGUCCCUGGAUGCCGUCCUCCUCCCGAGAGGAGACUGCAGUACAAGGAACCCUGGCCUCCCUGGAGGGGAGCUGCAGGGUGCCCAGGGUGCUAUGGGGCCUGCGGGCCGAGUCCUCCCUGCAGCCUCUCCCCUGCUCAGGUCCCAGGUUCCCUGCCUAAAAAGUGGAGGAAAUUGUACAGGGUUGCAUGUAAUGUUCUGGAGUUUUUGCAAUUCAAUUGUAGAAAUAAUAAAUAUUCAUUUUAGAAAAAUUGGAAAGUA